GCAUCUUCUCAGUUCCACUCAGCUGAGCUCCCAUCUCCUCUCAACAUGUCCUCCAGCUGCUGCUCUGGAAACUUCUCCUCCCGCUCCCUUGGGGGCUCCCUGCGCUUCCCAAGCUCCUGUGGCUCUUCCUACCCCAGCAACCUGCUCUACAGCACUGACCUGUGCUAUCCCAGCACCUGCCAGCUGGGCUCCUCUCUCUACAGGGGCAGUCAGGAGACCUGCUGUGAGCCCACCAGCUGCCAGACGUCCUGUGUGGUGUCCAGCCCCUGCCAGCCUUCCUGCUAUGGCCAGAGGACAUCCACACUCUGCAGGCCCUGCCAGAGGACCUAUGCUGGAUCUGGGUCCAGCAGCUGCCACUCCCUGGGCUAUGGAUCUAGAAGCUGCUACUCCCUGGGCUGUGGAUCCAGUAGCUUCAGAUCCCUGAAUUAUGGUGUCUCUGGCUUCCCUUUUCUGGGUUACAGAUCCAGUUUCUGCAACCCAAUUUCUUUUCUUUCUAGAAGCUACCAGUCUUCUUGUUACAGACCAGCCUGUGGAUCUGGCGUCUAUAGAUUCACUUGCUAA
This is a messenger RNA of Marmota monax (woodchuck), 561 nucleotides long. RefSeq names its product keratin-associated protein 13-1-like. NCBI's taxonomy places the organism in Eukaryota, Metazoa, Chordata, Mammalia, Rodentia, Sciuridae. The record is from RefSeq and is a predicted model, not a curated record.